AUGGGAAAUGAUAGAGAUCAAGUUGAAAAUGUUAAAUUCUUUCUUAAUACGAAGUUUCUUAUCAAAGACUUGGGAAAACUAAAGUAUUUUUUGGGAAUUGAGGUCAUUGACACUCAUAAGGGUGUUUGCCUAUGUCAAAGAAAGUAUUGUAUGGAUUUGUUGUUUGAGUAUGGGUUGUUGGGUGCUAAACCUAUGAAAACACCCAUGGACAUGAAUUUGGUAAUAUUUGAUAGACUUGAUAAUACCGAUCCCUUUAUUGAAAACAUCACCUUAUAUCAAAAAAUUAUUGGCAAGCUGAUAUACCUCACCAUUAGUAGACCUGAUAUUAGUUACUCUGUUCAAUGCCUGAGCCAGUAUAUGCAUGCACCAAAGGUUUCACAUUUGAAACUUGCUUUUAGAAUUCUAAGAUACUUGAAAAAGAACCCUGGUAAGGGCAUUCAUAUUGUCAAAGGUGAGUCCUUCAGUUUAUCUGCCUUUGUUGAUUUUGAUUGGGGAAAGUGUGUCACUUCCAGGAGAUCUGUAACAGGUUUUUGCAUUUUCUUAAAUGGUUCAUUAAUCUCCUGGAAAAGCAAAAAGCAGAAUACUGUGUCUAGGUCCUCCUCUGAAGCAGAGUAUAGGGCAAUGGCCACAGUAACUUGUGAGAUUAUUUGGAUUUUGAAUGCGUUGAAAGAUUUAGGAGUUACAAACUUACUUCCUGUCACCUUGUUUUGUGAUAACAAAUCUGCUGUUUUGAUUGCUAACAAUCCUGUUCUUCAUGAAAGAACCAAACACAUUGAGAUUGACAUUCAUGUUGUAAGAGAAAAGGUUAUAUCUGGGCUUCUGAACCUUGUGAAAAUUAACACAAGUUUACAAUCUGCUGACAUUUUUACCAAAAGUCUAUGUGUGAGACAACAUGAAUUUUUACUUGAAAAAUUAAACAUGAUAGACAUGUUCUGUGGUUCUACCUAA
Messenger RNA from Erigeron canadensis, 948 nucleotides. RefSeq lists its product as uncharacterized. The transcript has a single exon. The record is from RefSeq and is a predicted model, not a curated record. NCBI's taxonomy places the organism in Eukaryota, Viridiplantae, Streptophyta, Magnoliopsida, Asterales, Asteraceae. Bases 1 to 948 code for a protein of 315 amino acids.